This is a messenger RNA of Marchantia polymorpha subsp. ruderalis, 270 nucleotides long. The record is from the annotation of a GenBank genome assembly. NCBI's taxonomy places the organism in Eukaryota, Viridiplantae, Streptophyta, Marchantiopsida, Marchantiales, Marchantiaceae.
AUGGGAAGCGAGCGAAGCGACUCCGGGAAAAGGAAGGAGAAGGUGACCACGAGCGAGAGAAAGAGCGAAUCCGAAGACGUAGCCGAGGAAGAACAGGAAGAAGAAGAAGAAGACGAAGAAGUUGAUCUGAAUCGGAGCAGCGAGAGCCAAGUUCAGCAGUCGAUAAAGGGGUCGUCGCAAGCCGAAGGCGAAGCAGAGAAGGAGGAGGAGAAGGAGAAGGAGACGGAGGAGGAGGAGCAGCAGAAGCAGGGCCCAGGGUUUAAGUCAUAA